UUUGUUGCCAACCGCCAAUAAAAUCAUGAAGAAGAAGAAGAACGCCCCUCCUCUGACGUUGUGACGUCACCGUGAGUCACAUGACGGGUCAUCUGCGUCUCGGCUUGUUCUCAAACACAUUCAGCAAUCAUGCCAACCACGCAGCAGUCAGCUCAGGAUGAGCAGGAGAAGCUUCUGGAUGAAGCUGUUCAGGCCGUCAAGGUUCAGUCAUUCCAGAUGAAGCGCUGCUUGGACAAGAAUAAACUGAUGGAUGCCUUGAAGCAUGCCUCCAACAUGCUUGGUGAACUGAGGACAUCCAUGCUCUCUCCAAAGAGCUACUAUGAGUUAUACAUGGCCAUCUCUGAUGAACUGCACUAUCUUGAGGUUUACUUGACCGAUGAGUUUGCCAAGGGACGCAAGGUGGCAGAUCUUUAUGAGCUGGUCCAGUAUGCUGGGAACAUCAUACCUAGGCUCUAUCUGCUUAUCACAGUGGGUGUGGUUUACGUUCGCUCCUUUCCUCAGUCUCGCAAAGACAUUCUGAAAGAUUUGGUGGAGAUGUGUCGUGGUGUCCAGCACCCACUCAGGGGUUUGUUCCUCAGAAAUUACCUGCUGCAGUGUACCCGUAACAUUCUACCAGAUGACGGAGAACAACUGGAGGGGUCAGAGGAGAUGACUGGAGAUAUUAAUGACUCCAUUGACUUCGUCCUUCUGAACUUUGCUGAAAUGAACAAACUGUGGGUUCGUAUGCAGCAUCAAGGUCACAGCAGAGACAGAGAGAAGAGAGAAAAAGAACGACAGGAACUUCGGAUUCUGGUUGGCACCAAUCUAGUUCGCCUCAGUCAGCUGGAGGGUGUCAAUGUGGACAAGUACAAACAGAUUGUCCUUCCCGGAGUGCUGGAGCAGGUGGUGAACUGUAGAGACUCACUGGCUCAAGAAUACCUCAUGGAGUGCAUUAUUCAGGUGUUCCCAGAUGAGUUUCAUCUUCAGACGCUGAAUCCCUUUUUGCGUUCCUGUGCUGAGUUACAUCAACACGUCAAUGUCAAGAACAUCAUCAUUGCACUAAUUGACAGACUUGCUCUAUUUGCUCAUCGAGAAGAUGGUCCAGGCAUUCCAGCUGAGAUCAAACUGUUUGACAUUUUCUCGCAGCAAGUGGCCACUGUUAUUCAAUCACGCCAGGACAUGCCAUCAGAGGACAUAGUGUCUUUACAAGUCUCUCUCAUCAAUUUGGCUAUGAAGUGCUACCCUGAGCGUGUCGACUAUGUGGACAAGGUUCUGGAAAGCACCGUAGAAAUAUUUAACAAGCUCAAUUUGGAACACAUAGCGACCAGUAGUGCUGUGUCCAAAGAGCUUACCCGUCUUUUGAAGAUCCCAGUGGAUACCUACAACAAUGUGCUGAUGGUGUUGCAGCUCAAGCACUUCCCACCACUCUUUGAAUACUUUGACUUUGAAUCCCGCAAGAGCAUGAGUUGUUAUGUACUGAGCAACACGCUGGAGUCCAACACCAUCAUUGUUUCACAGGAACAGGUGGACGUGAUCCUAAGUUUGGUGUCGACGCUGAUACAAGACCAGCCAGACCAGCCUGCUGACGAUCCUGACCCAGAGGAUUUUGCUGAGGAGCAGAGCCUUGUUGGUCGUUUCAUUCAUCUGUUCCACUCUGAAGAUCCAGAUCAGCAGUAUCUUAUUCUUAACACCGCCCGGAAACAUUUUGGUGCUGGAGGAAACCAGAGGAUCCGCUACACUCUGCCUCCUCUGGUGUUUGCUGCCUGCCAGCUGGCUUUUCGGUACAAAGCCAACUCAUCAGUGGAUGACAAGUGGGAAAAGAAGUGCCAGAAGAUCUUUUCCUUUGCCCACCAGACCAUCAGCGCACUCAUCAAGGCUGAGCUUUCCGAGUUGCCUCUGCGACUGUUCCUGCAGGGGGCGCUGGCAGCCGGCGAAAUUGGCUUUGAGAAUCAUGAAACGGUGGCAUAUGAGUUCAUGUCACAGGCCUUUUCUCUCUAUGAGGAUGAGAUUAGUGACUCCAAAGCCCAGCUGGCAGCCAUUACUCUCAUCAUUGGCACCUUUGAGCGAAUGAGAUGUUUCAGUGAGGAAAACCACGAGCCUCUGAGGACUCAGUGUGCACUGGCUGCGUCCAAACUUUUAAAGAAGCCCGAUCAGUGCAGAGCCGUCAGCAUAUGCGCCCAUCUCUUCUGGUCAGGUCGCAGCACCGACAAGAAUGGUGAAGAGAUUCGUGAUGGCAAGCGGGUGAUGGAGUGUUUAAAGAAAGCCCUGAAGAUUGCAAACCAGUGCAUGGAUUCAUCAUUGCAAGUCCAGCUUUUCAUUGAAAUCCUCAACAGAUACAUCUGCUUUUAUGAGAGGGAAAAUGAUGCGGUGACUCUCCAGGUAUUAAACCAGUUGAUCCAAAAGAUCAGGGAAGAUCUUCCUAACCUGGAGGCAAGUGAAGAAACGGAGCAGAUCAACAAACAUUUCAACAACACGCUGGAGCAUCUGCGUCUGCAGAGAGAGUCUCCUGAGUCUGAGGGACCUGCUUACGAGGGACUGGUCCUUUAAAAGCAGUUUGCCCUUCUGCACAUUUACAAGGCUUCCAGACAUGCAUUGCUAUAUCGUGACAUGCGUCUGCACACAACCAUACAUCACUGAGAAGCUUCAGGAGGGCCAGAGAUGAGCAGAAAUGUAGAGUGUUAACUCACCCAGCCCUUCAUGUUGUUGUGUAUCCCUUUGCUUUAUUUACUCAUGAUUGUUUCUCAUAUACAUUUUUGUGCAGCUGGUGAGAUCAUGUGUCAGUACUGCUAACACCAAUAUUCCUCCUAGCUUAUACUCUACCUGCAUCUUCUUGUUGGUGAUGGACACAUCAAGCCUUACACGUUUAAUGCCUGUUGCUGGGGAAAAUAAAUCAGCUACAGAACUGAACAACAGUCUUCUAAUAUGUACAAUUUCACAGCUUUUUGGUCAUGUAACAUGUCUGUAGCUCAAAGUGUUCUAGCAAACUGUAACACAAAUCACAUUAAAUAUUCUGGCUCCAAGGAAAUGAUUCCAACAUGUUUUCAAUUAAAAUGGAGUCAAGUGUUUGACCAAUGAGCUAAUAAAUAAGAAACAUUGCAUGAUUAUUGGUUGUAAUAAAUAAUGGGUGGAAAAAGUCCAAUUUCUCUGUGGCAAA
Messenger RNA from Fundulus heteroclitus (mummichog), 3133 nucleotides. It is a transcript of the gene vps35, whose product is annotated as VPS35 retromer complex component. The transcript has 17 exons. Bases 130 to 2526 code for a protein of 798 amino acids. Gene Ontology annotation, cellular component: retromer complex; late endosome; retromer, cargo-selective complex. The record is from RefSeq and is a predicted model, not a curated record. Lineage: Eukaryota; Metazoa; Chordata; Actinopteri; Cyprinodontiformes; Fundulidae. Gene Ontology annotation, biological process: retrograde transport, endosome to Golgi; intracellular protein transport.